AUGGAACAAGGCUCUAUCUGGGUGGCAUGGUUCAAGGAGGAGGUUUUAAACGGGGAUCUCAGCAACUUAUGGACUACCACCCCUAACAGGAGGUUCUCUUGGCAAGUGAACAAACUACUGAAAUUGAGUCCUCUAAUCUACCAGUGGAUUCACCUUAAGGUUGCCAAUGGUCUCUCUUGCCGGUUCUGGACUGAUCACUGGUCUCCUUUUGGUCGACUAAGAGAUUUUCUCCAAUUGGGUGCUCGCUCUUCCUUGGGGAUCGCAGACGUCGCAACUCUUGCUUCCCUCUCAAACAACAAUACUUGGCUCCUUCCUCCUGCACGAUCGGAAGCACAGGUCCAGUUGCAAUCUUAUUUAACUACUAUUACCUUAACUGAAGAGAAUGACUCUUAUGAAUGGGUAAUAGAGGGAACCUUGUAUCAGAAGUAUUCAAUUGGGAUUGUGUAUCGGAAGCUUCGAGUGCAGGGACAGCCGGUAUCUUGGAACGCAAUUGUCUGGAAUAAAGGAGGCAUCCCACGUCACAGCUUCUUGACAUGGCUAUUUGUGCUGAACCGCUGUCCGACAAGAGAUAGAAUUCUUGGAUGGGGGCUACAGACAUCGCCGCUAUGUCUGCUCUGUAAUGUGAUGCCUGAGAGUAGGAACCACCUAUUCUUUGAUUGCCACUUCUCCUGGGGAUUAUGGGGUACAUUGGCGCCUCGCUGUGGGAUUACUCCCAAUCGCUCCUGGGAUUUAACGAUGGCGCAGCUUCAGGGUCAAACUGGGAGGUCACCGCGAGGGAAGCUAGCUCUCCUAUGCUGGCAGAGUUGCAUCUACUGGACGUGGUCAGAGCGGAAUGCGCGCCUUCAUCGAAACAUUUUCCGUUCGGUGGAAGGGAUCUCUCGUUUGAUUGAUAGACAACUAAAGGACAGGAUCCUGAGCCUCCGAUCAACAAAUCCUCGUGUCUCUUCGUUGAUGAUGCAGCAGUGGUUCGCCUAA
Messenger RNA from Raphanus sativus (radish), 975 nucleotides. RefSeq lists its product as uncharacterized. The record is from RefSeq and is a predicted model, not a curated record. Lineage: Eukaryota; Viridiplantae; Streptophyta; Magnoliopsida; Brassicales; Brassicaceae. Bases 1 to 975 code for a protein of 324 amino acids. The transcript is spliced from 2 exons.